Molecule: messenger RNA, 525 nt
Organism: Mucor mucedo
Lineage: Eukaryota; Fungi; Mucoromycota; Mucoromycetes; Mucorales; Mucoraceae
Exons: 2
Coding region: 1-525 (174 amino acids)
Source: RefSeq, a predicted model, not a curated record
AUGCAAAACUAUAAUGUCAGUAGCCCCGUAUCAAACGAACCCUACGUGAUGGGACAAAUUUUGCCUUGUACCAUUCAAUUAUUUGAAAAUGUGAUGUCAGAUAUCCAGCUCUCUAUUAAUCUCGAAUCAUCUGCCAUCAAUAGUAAUGCUAGUUUUGUGGUUGCCGCAACUGUUGACGUCUCAAAGACCACAGCCAGCGCAAAACGUAAUGGCAAUGUAACCUUCUAUGAACACUCAGUAAAUUACAAGAUCCCUACUACCCUUAUUCCGGGAUCAUACAAGGUUGUCUUCUUAGAUUCUCGUACAAAUACUCACCUUGAUGUUCCCAUCAAUGUAUUACCUGUUGCUUCAACUUCCGUCGUCAGCAGUCCAGUUAUCACAGGUGGUGCUUCUGCUACACCUGCUUCACCUGGAUCCAUCUUUAAGGAGAGUAACGGUAAUGGUGUUGCUGCCAUGUCUCCUGGUUUGGCUACCAAGGCCAUUGUAUCUCUUGCUUGCGUUGCUGCUUUUGCUGUAAUGCUUUAA